This is a messenger RNA of Lycium barbarum (goji berry), 4093 nucleotides long. RefSeq names its product B3 domain-containing protein REM17-like. The coding region runs from base 16 to 3654 and encodes 1212 amino acids. The transcript has 17 exons. NCBI's taxonomy places the organism in Eukaryota, Viridiplantae, Streptophyta, Magnoliopsida, Solanales, Solanaceae. Gene Ontology annotation, molecular function: DNA binding. The record is from RefSeq and is a predicted model, not a curated record.
AUUUUCUUGAUUGUCAUGAAAAUCCCUCCAAAGAAACCUCAUUUUUUCAAGCCCAUUCAACCAGGUUUCAAGAAUGGUCUUAAAAUUCCUGUGGAUUUCUUGAAGUAUUUGAAGGGAUAUGAUCAGCAUGAACAUGCAAUACUAAAAAGUGAUGGUAAAAAGUGGCAGGUGAAACUGAAUGACCAGCUAUUGGAAGAGGGCUGGGGAAACUUUGUUGAGGAGCAUGAUUUGCAAUUGGGAGAUUUGUUAUUUUUCAGACAUGAAGGAAACAUGGAAUUUGAUGUUUCUAUAUUUGAUUCAAGUCAUUGUGAUAGAGAAUAUGCAGAGUAUAUGCAAAUAGGAGAACAAGAAGAACAGACUUCCAAGAAAUUUGAAUUCAAUGUUUUUCCCAAUGCAGAAGCUGCUACUCAAAGGCCUUUGGGUCAAUCUCAUUUUGUAUUUACGGUUAAACCAUAUUGCCUUACAAAUGGUUACUUGCGCCUUCCUAAACAAUUUGCAAAGGAAAACUGUCUCAGCAAUAAGAAUUGUGAUGUGAUUAUUAGAGAUGAAAGACAAAGGUCAUGGAAUUUAAGGCUAACUGCCUACGGUUCUCAAGUCUAUAUACUAGGUGGAUGGAGUGAAUUCCGUGUUGCAAAUGGCUUAAAGAAGGGAGAUCGCGUAAUGUUUGAAGUUGUCAGUGAUGGAGAGAAACCAAUUUGGCAAUUUCAUGAGUAUUUGCAAGAAGAAGAAAAAGAAGCCCAUACGGUUGAAGACACUUCCAAGGAAUUCAAAGAAGUUGCUACUCACAACCCUAUUGGUCAAUCUCACUUUGUUUGCACUGUUAAACAAUAUUUCCUUACACAUGGUUACUUGCGCAUUCCUAAUAAAUUUGCGAAGGCAAAUGGUCUCAUCAACAAGAAAUGUGGUUUGAUUAUUAGAGAUGAAAGACAAAGAUCAUGGAAUUUAAAGCUAUAUACCUCUUGUUCUCAAGUCCAUCUUGGAGGAAGAUGGGGUGCAUUCCGUGUUGCAAAUGACAUAAAGGAGGGAGAUCAAAUAAUGUUUGAGGUGGUUACUAAUGGAAAACAACCAAUCUGGAAAUUUCAUGGAGAAGAAACCCAUACUGUUGAAGGUAACAUCUUUAGAGUCCAUGAGUUUAUACUUGAUGAAUUUGCAGAAGCUGCUACUCACAACCCUGUUGGUCAAUCUCAGUUUGUAUGCACUGUUAAACAGCAAUUCCUAACAAAUGGUUACUUGCGCAUUCCUAGUGAAUUUGCAAGGGCAAACGGUCUCAUCAACAAGAAAUGUGAUUUGAUUAUUAGAGAUGAAAAACGAAGGUCGUGGACUUUAAAGCUGUAUACCUCUCGUUCUCAAGUCUAUAUUGGAGGAAGAUGGGGUAAAUUCUAUGCUGCAAAUGGCAUACAGGUGGGAGAUCAAAUAAUGUUUGAGGUUGUUACUAAUGGAGAACAACCAAUCUGGAAUUUUCAUGAGUGUGCAGAGUAUUUGCAAGAAGAAGAAGAAGAAGCCGAUACUGUUGAAGAGACUCCCAAGAAUUUUGAAUUCAAAGGAGCUGCUACUCACCACCCUAUCAGUCAAUCUCAGUUUGUUUGCACUGUUAAACAGUAUUACCUUACAAAUGGUUACUUGCGCAUUCCUAAUAAAUUUGCGAAGGCAAAUGGUCUCACCAACAAAGAAUGUGGUUUGAUUAUUAGAGAUGAAAGACAAAGGUCAUGGAAUUUAAGGAUAUAUACCUCUUGUUCUAAUGUCUACAUUGGAGGAAGAUGGAGUCAAUUCCAUGCUGCAAAUGACAUAAAGGUGGGAGAUCAAAUAACGUUUGAGGUUAUUACUAACGGUGAACAACCAAUCUGGAAUUCUUAUUUUGACCAACCAAUCUGGAAAUUUCAUGACAAACCAAACCUCACCAUCAAGUCAUCAAGCAAGGCAUUUCCCCCUGUAGAAGCUGCUACUCACAAGCCUUUUGGUCAUUCUCGUCUCAUAUGCACUAUUAGGCCAUAUUGCCUGAAGUAUGGUUACUUGUUCCUUCCAAGACAGUUUGCACUCGCAAACGGUCUAAUCAGCAAGAAAUGCGAUUUGAUUAUUAGAGAUGAAUGGCAAAGGUCAUGGAAUUUAAUUUUACGUCCUUUUGGUACUGGCGUGUGUAUUAGAGGUGGAUGGCAUAAAUUCCGUGAUACAUAUUGCUUAAAGGAGGGAGAUCACAUAAUGUUUGAGGUGGUUACGGAUGGACAGAAACCAAUAUGGAAAUUUCAUGGACCUGACGAGAUUCCUGGGGAAUUUUGGAAGAGUGCGGGUCCGGCAGGUUUGGAGUGGCUGACUAGGUUGUUUAAUGUCAUCUUUAAGACGGCAAUGAUGCCUGAAGAAUGGAGGUCGAGUGUAAUGGUCCCUCUAUACAAGAACAAGGGAGAUAUCCAGAGUUGCAACAACUAUAGAGGUAUCAAGCUGCUAAGCCAUACUAUGAAAGUGUGGGAAAGGGUGGUGGAAAUGAGGGUGAGGAAAGGCGUGUCUAUUUCAGAGAAUCAGUUCGGAUUCAUGGCGGGACGCUCAACUACAGAAGCCAUCCAUCUUGUGAGGAGAUUGGUGGAGCAGUAUAGGGAGAGGAAGAGGGACUUACACAUGGUAUUCAUAGACCUAGAAAAGGCUUACGACAAAGUUUCAAGAGAAAUCCUAUGGAGAUGCUUGGAGGCUAAAGGUGUACCUGUGGCGUACAUUAGGGUGAUCAAGGACAUGUAUGAGGGAGCCAAAACUAGGGUAAGGACAGUAGGAGGAGACUCAGAGCACUUUCCAGUUGUGAUAGGGUUGCAUCAAGGAUCAGCUCUUAGUCCGUUCUUAUUUGCCUUGGUGAUGGAUGGAUUGACGCGGCAAAUUCAAGGUGAGGUGCCAUGGUGUAUGCUUUUCGCGGAUGACAUAGUCCUGAUCGAUGAGACUCGUAGCGGAGUUAACGCUAAGCUGGAGGAUUGGAGACAAACUCUGGAGUCUAAAGGGUUUAAGCUGAGUAGGACCAAGACAGAGUACUUAGAGUGUAAGUUUAGUGAAGCACCUCAGGAGGCUGGCUUGGAAGUGAGGCUUGGGACCCAAGUCAUCCAGAAGAAAAGUAGUUUCAAGUAUCUUGGGUCUAUUAUGCAAGGCAGUGGGGAGAUUGACGAUGAUGUCACACAUCGUAUUGGGGCAGGGUGGAUGAAAUGGAGGCUUGCUUCCGGAGUGCUAUGUGACAAGAAGGUGCCACCACAACUUAAGGGAAAGUUCUACAAAGUGGUGGUUAGACCGACUAUGUUGUAUGGGGCGGACUGUUGGCCAGUUAAGGUUUCUCACGUUCAAAAGAUGAAAGUUGCUGAGAUGAGAAUGUUAAGAUGGAUGUGUGGCCACACCAGGAAUGACAGGAUUAGGAAUGAGGAUAUUCGGGACAAGGUGGGAGUGGCCUCGGUGGAAGACAAGAUGCGAGAAGCGAGAUUGAGAUGGUUUGGGCAUGUGAAGAGAAGAGACACGGAUGCCCCAGUGCGGAGGUGUGAGAGGUUGGCCAUGGAUGGUUUCAGACGAGGUAGGGGUAGGCCAAAGAAGUAUUGGGGAGAGGUAAUUAGACACGACAUGGCGCAGUUACAGCUUACCGAGGACAUGACCUUAGAUAGGAGGGUUUGGAGGACCCAUAUUAGGGUAGAAGGCUAGUAGAUAGUCUCAUUACCCUGCCUUAUUAAUAGUCGCAUUAUCGUAGUAUAAUUUCUUGUGCUCUAAUUUAUGCUAUUAUGCUAUUAUCUGUUAUUUCCUGUGCUUUGAUUAUUCUAUGUUAUCUGUGUCACUUGCGUUACUUCAUUUCCAUAUUGCUUUGAAUCUCUUAGCCGUAUCUGACCUCUUUUUAUGUUUUUAUUGAGCCGAGGGUCUCUCGGAAACAGCCGUCCUACCUUGGUAGGAGUAAGGUCUGCGUACACUCUACCCUCCCCAGACCCCACGUUGUGGGAUUUCACUGGGUUGUUGUUGUUGUUGUUGUUGUAUUUCUAUCCCAAAAAUGUAUAUAGAGUGUUACUAGAGUUGUCCUUUCUUUUAUUUUAGGUCUUUUUCAGUCAAUUGUCCUUGUUAUAAGAGAGGGGAGUGCCUAGUAUGAUUGUGU